Molecule: messenger RNA, 2220 nt
Organism: Clonostachys rhizophaga
Lineage: Eukaryota; Fungi; Ascomycota; Sordariomycetes; Hypocreales; Bionectriaceae
Source: the annotation of a GenBank genome assembly
AUGGCAGACACAACUGCGAAUCGAAAGCGCGGUCGAACUGAAGCUGAGGCUGAUGACAACGAGGCCUCUAAUAUCGAUCAAAUUAUUGCAGAGCAAGUCAUCAACCCAACCAAUGCCAAGCAGCCUUCCGCAAAGAAGGCCAGGGUAGAGGAGCGUCGAUCAAUCUUUGUCCGCUCUCUCCCACCCAGCGUCACCAACGAGGGAUUGGCUGAGUUCUUCUCCGAGUAUUUUCCUGUCAAACAUGCCACGGUCAUCACCGAUCCUAAAACAAAGGAGUCAAGAGGGUAUGGUUUUGUGACAUUCGCCGACGCCGAGGAUGCUUCUCAGGCGAAAACGGCUCUGGACAAGAAAUUAUGGGACGGGAGGAGCAUCAGAGUUGAUAUCGCUGAGCCACGCAGUCGAAACAAUGCUGGUGAAAGCAAGCCGACCAUACCUGGCAGGCCCACAUCGAGAAACGAGACUCAGAACGCAACGAAGCUGAUCGUCCGAAACCUUCCUUGGAGUGUCAAGACUUCCGAACAACUAUCGCACCUAUUCCGGAGUUUUGGCAAGGUCAAAUUUGCCGAUCUACCAAGCUCAAAGGGUAAACUCAAAGGUUUUGGUUUUGUGACACUUCGAGGCCGGAAGAAUGCCGAAAAGGCCUUAGAGACUAUCAAUGGGAAGGAAAUUGAUGGCAGGACCCUCGCUGUGGACUGGGCUGUUGAUAAAGCAACCUGGGAGGGUCAAAAUCAAAAGGACGAUGGCGAAAAAGGCAACAAGGAAGCAAAGGAGGAGGCUGAGACCAGCGAUGCUGCCAAGGAUGAGGACGAUGAUCAGACCGACUCAAAGAAGGAAGGUGUGGAUGCCGACCUCGCGAACUUUUUGAAGAACCACAUGCAGAAUAUGGAGGACGAAGACGACGAAGAUGAAGAAAAGAAUGACGAAGAUGAAGACGAACAGGAGGGCGAGGGCGAACAUUCCAAGUCAAAGGAGUCGCAAAAGUCAACCGACAACUCAUCUACUAUUUUCAUUCGAAACCUACCCUUCACAACAACUGAUGAACAACUGAAGGGCUUCUUCAUGCAUUUCGGCAAGGUCCGAUAUGCAAGAGUCGUCAUGGACAAAGCCACAGAUCGCCCCGCAGGCACAGGUUUUGUCUGUUUCUUCAAUGCGGAAGACGCCAAAACGUGCGUUAAGGGUGCUCCACGACCUCAACAACCCACUACUACAAAAGCCAAACAUUCCAUCUUACAAGACGAAAACGCCGAUCCGGAUGGCAAAUACACCCUGGAUGGCCGCCUGCUUCAAGUAGCACAGGCUGUGAGUAAGGAGACUGCGGCCAAUCUGGCAGAUAGCUCCUCGGUGAAGCGAAGAGAGAAAGACAAGCGCAGGCUUUUCCUACUCUCUGAAGGUUCCAUCGGGCGCAACUCCCCAAUCUUCAACUUGCUGAGCCAGCCUGAGCUUCAGAUGAGACAAGCCAGCGCGGCCCAGCGCAAGAAACUCGUGGAAAAGAACCCUAGCUUGCACAUCAGCUUGACUAGGCUGGCUAUCCGCAACAUUCCUCGCGACAUCGGGUCGAAGGAGCUGAAAGAUCUCGCCAGAAAGGCGAUUGUUGGGUUUGCGAAAGAUGUCAAGGAAGGUCGCCGACAACCUCUGUCCAAGGAAGAGAACGCAAGAGACGGAAAAGACGCCAAGGAAAAGGAGCGUGACCGUAAGCAAAAAGGAAAGGGCAUUGUUCGACAGGCAAAGAUUGUUUUCGAGAGCAACCAGGGUUCCAAGGUCGAUGAGAAGAGUGGGGCUGGAAAGAGCCGUGGCUACGGCUUUAUCGAGUAUACUUCCCAUCACUGGGCCCUGAUGGGGCUUCGUUAUCUCAACGGCAUGCAGCUGGAUGGUGAUAACAACAGAAAGCAAAGGCUUAUUGUUGAGUUUGCCAUUGAGAACGCGCAGGUGGUGCAAAGACGCCGCGUGAACGAGCAAAACACAACACAAGCUGCGCAGAAGCAACAUGCCAGUGGGAGGCCUAAACAAGAAAGCGGAAAGGAUGAGCAGGUCUCCAGGAUACUGAAGGAGAAUAAGAAGGCGAGAGGAAAGGAUGGCCAACGCCCAAGCAAAGGAAAGGGUAAGGGCAAGGGUAAGGAGGAAAUCGAGGACGAGGGCAAUGACAAGCCAGAUAUGAAACAAACGCUCAUUGCUAGGAAGCGGCUAAUGCGCAAGAAGAAGGCGCAGAGCAGGGGGAAAUAA